AUGAGUGCAAUACUAUCAGCAGAUGAUUUAAAUGAUUUUAUAUCACCUGGAGUAGCAUGUAUUAAACCAUUACAAGAUUUACCUCAACCAACGGACCAAUCAAAUAAUGAAAAUGGUGAAGUUGAAAUACAAAUUGAUUCAAAGGGUAAUCCAUUAGAGAUAUCAAAAAUUGAUGGAAAACAAAAUAAUUUAUCACCUGCUCAAAUAUCUUUAGCUGAUUGUUUAGCGUGUUCAGGAUGUAUCACAUCAGCUGAAGAAGUGUUGGUGGCACAACAUUCACAUCAAGAGUUAAUUAAAGCUUUAAAAUCAGAUAAAAAUAAAGUCUUUGUCGCAAGUAUAUCACAACAACUGAGGGCUUCUUUAGCUACAGCAUAUAGUUUAUCAGUGGAGGAAAUAGACAAAUUACUAAUUAAUUUGUUUGUAAAUCAAAUGGGAUUCAAAUAUGUAGUUGGGACUUCAUUAGGUCGAAAAUUAUCAUUAAUCAAUGAAUCGAAAAAUAUAAUUCAAAAAAAGGAGCAGGGGUUGAAAAAUCCUAUUCUAUCUUCAAUAUGUCCAGGUUGGGUGUUAUAUGCAGAAAAGACUCAUCCAUACGUACUACCAAUGAUAUCCACAGUAAAGUCAUCACAACAAAUCACUGGAUGCCUACUAAAGGCAUUAGCUGCUUAUGAUUGUGGAGUCUCGAAAUCUGAAAUAUAUCAUUUAUCAAUAAUGCCAUGUUUUGAUAAAAAGCUAGAAAGCGCAAGACCUGAAAUAUUUGGUGAUACCGCACCUGAUGUCGAUUGCGUUUUAACUGCAAAAGAAUUAAUAACAUUGUUAGAUGAGGAACCUAAUUACAAACUAAUACCUAAAAUAACUCCACCUAUAAUGAACCAAAAUAUUGAUGAUGUUUAUAAAUCUGUUGCUCCCCAAAGUUGGCCAUUUGUAUCAUACUCCUGGUCAAACGAUCCAGGUUCAUCCUCUGGAGGGUAUGCAUUUAAUUAUCUAAGGAUAUUCCAAGACGACUUAAUGAUGAAGGGUUACGAUGAAUCAAAUUUCACGAUGAAAAUAGUUCAAGGUAAAAAUUCAGAUAUAUAUGAAAUGAGAUUAAUGUAUAAGAAUGAAAAAUUAGCUAGUGCAGCUAUAGUUAAUGGAUUUAGAAAUAUUCAAAACCUAGUAAGGAAAUUAAAACCAAAUAACAAAACAACUACAACAAAAGUUAACCCAUUAGUAGCUAGGCGAAGAGCUCGAAUGACUACUUCAACAACAACAUCUACGCAAAAACCGGAAGAAUUAGCAGAUGCUUCAAAAGUAGAUUAUGUUGAAAUAAUGGCUUGUCCAAGUGGAUGUAUCAAUGGCGGAGGACAAAUUGCACCACCAAAAGGAGAAUCAGAAAAAGAUUGGAUAAAUGAACUGUUAAUUAAAUAUAAUUCAGUUCCAAUGUUUGAUUUAUCAUUACAUCCUCAAGAUAUAGAAAAAUUCAUUGAAUGGAGUAAUGAAUUUGAAAAAGAAUUUCAUAUUUCUGACGACAGAUUAUUUAAAACUUAUUUUAAUGAAGUGGAGAAACCGACUGAUCCUACUGCUAUAAUGGUAGGUUCUAAAUGGUAA
Messenger RNA from Lodderomyces pseudojiufengensis, 1584 nucleotides. RefSeq names its product Nar1p (gene NAR1). The record is from RefSeq and is a predicted model, not a curated record. Gene Ontology annotation, cellular component: cytosolic [4Fe-4S] assembly targeting complex. Gene Ontology annotation, molecular function: 4 iron, 4 sulfur cluster binding. Gene Ontology annotation, biological process: iron-sulfur cluster assembly. Lineage: Eukaryota; Fungi; Ascomycota; Pichiomycetes; Serinales; Debaryomycetaceae. Bases 1 to 1584 code for a protein of 527 amino acids. The transcript has a single exon.